UUUGUUUUUGCCGGGAGAGGUCGCAUGCUUUAGCACAGCGUUGUCUUGCGAGGCAGAAAGAAACAGCCUCGAACAGUCAUGUAACAACAACUAUAACUUCAUCCAGCAAAAGAAAAACAUUGAGAAACAUCAUCCAUGCGGUUAUAAAUGCGCAUUUCAUUUUCGCUUUUGGCAACGGGAACUCUAGUUUCGACUCGUCGAGAGAACCAGCCCGAACAUAGAAGAGCUGCAUAGACCCGACCGUGUCUGAGGCAGUGAUGCAGUCCUGCCUCAUGGACCGAAGCAGCAGCUUUUUUAAGCUGAUAGACACAUUCUCCUCUGAGAUCUCGAAGCUAAAGCAGGAGAUGGUCCAGCCAGCCAGAAAACCAGAGACUGAGAUCUUACAAGGGCUGGAAGGAGAGGUCAGCGGCCUAUUCCUGCAAUCUACAGCCUGCGCUGGUACGCCUGGAGUGAGGGAUUCUGGGUAUGACUCUCUGCGCAGACGCUUGAGCAUCCUAGACAGACUGAUGCAGACGCACUCUAUAUGGCUGCUGCUGUCACUCAACGAGGAGGAAGCCAGACGCGUUCUGCAGCUGCAGCCGGCCGGGACUUUUGUGGUGAGACGGUGUCCUAAACUACAGAAAAAGGUGAUUUCCCUGCGGAUGGAUAAUGACAUAUGCCCUGUUCGGAACUUCCCAGUUAAAGAGAGUCAAUACACCUUUUCCCUGGAGGGCUCAGGGAUAAGCUUCGCAGACCUCUUUCGGCUGGUGGCUUUCUGCUGUAUCAGCAGGGAUGUUCUCCCCUUCACCCUGAAGCUUCCAGAGGCCAUCAGUGCAGCAAAGACACCCACCGAUUUAGAGCAGGUGGCUCAAUUAGGAAAAGGUUUCUGGGACUCUGAUCUGUGCUCUACGUGGAAGUUAUCUGCUAUCGGAGAGCCUGUUCUUGAAAGUUCGCAACAGACAUUAAAACAGUUUUCCCCUGAACAAAGCCUCCCAUGGAUCCCACGGACUCGUACUCCGUCCCAGCUUGAAUGCAGUCAAUCCAACGGAGCAUUGUGCUUCAUCAAUCCCCUCUUCCUGCAGAUACACCAGACCAACCCAUCACCCAAGAAUCCAGAAACAUCAACAUCCCCGGGAAACAAAGAGCUCCAGGAAAACAGAGAGAGUACAUCACGUUCCCCGCCACCUCGCCCCCCACCUCCCCGGUUCAGCUCCAGAAGAUCAGGCCUUCGUAGACAAAAGACCAUGCCCGAGACAGUUUCUUGGAUCAAAACGCCUCAGGAAAAGAGCAGCCUGCUGGGGAGGUUAGGUUCCUCCAUGAAUUCCUUAUCGUCCUCUCCACCCAAAAUAUUCAGCAAACCCAUCCCAGUGCCCUCGUCUCAAAGUAAGAAUUCUUCCACCUUGCUCGAUGCAGACAGUAUCCGCUGCCAAAUGGCCCUGGACGAUCAUACCAUUGAGGAAGCAGUGUCUUGGAGUCUCGCCAAGGUGUCAAUGCGCAACUCCAAUGCUACAGAGAACAGCAGCCCGGCAGACGAGCACAGCCCCACUGGACGAGAGCGGCUGAGCGACAUCAGCAUCUCCACCUCGUCCUCAGACUCUCUUGACUUCACUCACAGCUUCUCGCUGCCUGUGGAAGCCACCUCCCCCGGAACCGACCGUCCCACCGGCGACAGCAGCCUGGAUGAAGAAGAGGACGAUGGCAUCAAUGUGGAGAGUGACCAGGAGGUUCCGCCACCUCUGAAGUCAAAGAAGCAGCACAAUGCCGGCACUUUUGUGCUGCCACGUGCACUGAGAGGACGUUUGCGCAAGGUGAGCGGCGUUUUCAAUUCUUUGAUGACGCCUGAAAAAAGAGCCAUUCGGAAGAUCGUGGAGCAGUCCAGGGAUAAAGGAACUUACUUCGGCUGCCUGGUGCAGGACUAUGUGAGCUUCCUGCAGGAGAACGGCGGAUGCCACACGUCAGGCUCAGAUCUGCUGCAAACUCUAAGACAGUUUAUGACACAGAUGAAAUCCUACCUUCUACAGAGCUCUGAGCUUGAUCCACCUAUUGAAUCCCUCAUUCCAGAAGAUCAGAUAGACCAAGUGAUGGAAAAAGCCAUGCACAAGUGUGUGCUGAAACCCCUGAAGUCUGUAAUAGAGGACGCCCUGAAGGACUUCCAGGUGAGCAGUGGAACUUGGCAGCAGCUGAAAGAGAAUCUGGUUUUGGCCAAAACAAAGGAGCCCCAGGAGAUGGGAGUGGAAGGGGCUUUUCCUCCCGACUCUGUCGCUAUAGAGAAAAUUCGUCACAAGUUCCAGAACAUGUGCAAGAUGUAUUCGCCGGAGAAGAAGGUGUCUUUGCUUCUCAUUGUUUGCAAACUUAUAUACACCAUUAUGGAAAACAACUCAGGGAGGAUGUACGGCGCAGAUGACUUCCUGCCCAUGCUAACGUAUGUGAUGGCCCAGUGUGACAUGCCACAUCUAGAUAAUGAAAUUGAGUACAUGAUGGAGCUACUUGACCCAUCACUGCUUAAUGGAGAAGGUGGCUAUUACCUCACCAGUGCAUAUGGAGCAAUGUCUCUCAUCAAGAACUUCCAGGAGGACCAGGCUGCCCGUGUGCUGAGCUCAGAAACCCGUAACACACUGCACCAGUGGCACCGCAGACGCACUGCCCAGCGAACCACUCCAUCUGUAGAUGAUUUUCAGAACUAUUUGCGGGUGGCACUGCAAGAUGCAAGUAAUGGCUGCACAGCCAAAACGCUUCAGGUGCAACCUUACGCCACAACGGAAGACGUGUGCCAGAUUUGCGCGGAAAGGUUUAAAGUUUCGGAUCCGGAGAAUUACUCGCUGUUCCUCUUGACAGACGAAACCACACAGCAGCUUACCCCAGACACUCACCCGCAGAGGAUCAAGGCCGAACUUCACAGCCGGCCACAGCCGCAACCAUUUUACUUUGUUUACGUCAAAUCCAAACCUCAGAUUGACUGAAACUUCGGACCAGCUUAAUGAUAAACCAGUGUCCAACUGAGAAAAAGUUCUCUCCAAACUCAUCAGCCUCAUUAUUCAUCUCCUUCCAUAGCAACACUGCCAAGGUCUGCAUUUCGAAGAGGGAAACAGAAAAUGUCUUUUGAGGGAAAUAGGGAAGGAAGAAUGUGUCUGACAGAUGCAGAGUUUUUUGUAAGCUCUGUCUUUACUAUUUCAAAAGUUUCGGGAAGUGGCACGCAACCAUCACAAGAGAAAAGCUGUACCCAUGCUGCGUAUUUGCUUUAAUAAUGCUCAAACUAAAACUUAUUCGUGUUGGUUGAGGAUAAGCAACGUUUGGUGUGUUUAUGGUAGAGCUCUGCACAUUCUCUAUGUUACCAGAUAGUUUUAUUGGAUUUUUCCCUUCCUAAAGCCCUGCAUCUCCCUCGCCUGUCUGUUUUGCUAUGAUUGGGGUGGUGUUUAAAUGCUUUGCAAAAUGUAAGGCACUGUGCUCAAUGCCUUAACUGGACAAAUUAUUGCACAAAGUGAAGAGGAUAUACUGAUAAACAUUCCGUCUUAUUUUCUAUUGUAAACCGGAUUCAUGAUAUUUUUGCAGUUGCUGGUAAACUGCAUUUCUAUAUUUGAUUUAUUGUUAUAGUAUUGCAUGUAUUUCUUUGAUGAUAUGACCAAACCAGGCUUUGUUGCCAAUGAUGUUUGUUGUUUUUGGAUGAAUUAUGAUCAAUCAGCCCCUAAAAUUCAUUAGUCUGUAAACUAAGUUUUAUGGUUGUAAUGGAAAUGGCGAUAUUGACUUCGUUCUAAAAUACUAUACUAUUGUUGUACUGACUUCCGUUCUGGCUUGCAGGUUUUCCAGAACAGACAAAGGGUUUUUGGCAUGUAGGGCACAUUGAAAGAUCAAGGUAAAGUGGGAGAAUAAAAACACUACUUUCAAAGUUCAAUUUGUUAACAUUAGUUAAUAUCAAAAAGGAUUGUUACUUCAUGCUCUUGCAUUAACUAAUGAUAAUAAAUUGAACUUUAUUGUAAAGUGUUACCGAAAAAAUGACAUAAAAGGAAGAAAAGGAAUAAUGCAAAAGAAAAUAUCAGCGAAAAGAAAUGAUUUGUUUUUGUUAAUGUAAAGUGCUAUCUUUAUAGAAAACCAGGAAAGAUGAGUUACAUGGAGAAUGCUUUACCUUCAUAACUAUACUCAUAACUACAAUAAUUUACCAAGUAUUUGAUUUCCUACUAAUGUACUUUAUAGGUGCAUGUUCGGUGUAAACUCUGGGCAUUUAAAGAGACUGAGCUGGAAUGCUCUGACCAUGUAAUGUUGAUAUAAAACACUAUACAUCUGAAACCUAAACUACAUGUUUCAAGUCUUGAAAUGUAUUUUUAAAAAGUGGUUUGUUUUAACAAGAUAUUUUAAGCCUGAUAAGUGUACACAUAUUUAUAUGUAAUCUGUGCGGGAAUUUAUCACAGAUUUUAAAGCUCUUGGUACACAUUUAUUGUGUAUUCAUCUGGAGUCAUUUCUUCAUAUUUGCCUUGAUAUGUACACUUUUGCGCACAAUAAAUUGUGUCCAAUGUUAA
Triplophysa dalaica is the source of this 4490-nucleotide messenger RNA. It is a transcript of the gene rin2a, whose product is annotated as Ras and Rab interactor 2a. Bases 258 to 2939 code for a protein of 893 amino acids. NCBI's taxonomy places the organism in Eukaryota, Metazoa, Chordata, Actinopteri, Cypriniformes, Nemacheilidae. The record is from RefSeq and is a predicted model, not a curated record. The transcript is spliced from 12 exons. Gene Ontology annotation, cellular component: endocytic vesicle; cytosol. Gene Ontology annotation, molecular function: guanyl-nucleotide exchange factor activity; small GTPase binding. Gene Ontology annotation, biological process: vesicle-mediated transport; signal transduction.